AUGGCACAGGAGAGGGCUGCCAUGAAUGAGACCAUUGACUCCAUCGCCUCUGCUGGACCUCCCGCUGGAACCAUUCCUGACAGCUGCAUCGGCCAGUGGCAUCGGCCAGCACUGGUUCCACUGCAGCUGCAGUAUGACGACUCGAGGUCUGACUACGGUGAUGGGGAUGCCCCCGGGAAGGGCAGAUCCCUGAUGAUCAAAGACUACCGAGUGACGGGGGACCACAUCGACCUGCGUGAGUUCUACUUCUCCAACGAGGAGUACUAUCGUAAGCUGGAGGAGCUGAAGAGGGCCCAUUUCCGCACCAUGGCCGAGCUAGAGGGCAUGUACCGCAAGAAGCUGGAGCCCAAAGGUGCACCACCCUCGGAAAACGUGCAGGGGGCACAGAUCGUACUCGAAGAUCAGCCCCAUGCCCGUGAGGCGUCUGAGGAAGGCCCACUCGGCUCUGGAGCCAACAUGUGGCAUGACUUCAAGCUGUCGCCUCGCCAGCGCCACCCGUCCACAUCCUCCCUCCAGAGCCUCAUUGGGGGCCACAAGAAAGGCAUCAAGGGUAAGGACCAAAAGCAAGGGUGCAAAGAUGUCAAACACGAGCCUUGGAAACACAGAGUGACCGUCCCCAAGCCAUUCCACAUGACGCUGCGGGAGAACCAGAAGGGCCAGAAAGGUGUGAAGACACGGUCAGAGAUCGAGCUGGAGAACGUGGCCUUGCGGAAGCAGAUGGAGGAGCUGACAGAGUGCCAGCACAAAUUCCGUGCAAGCUCAGUGCCCGUCCACGUCCGCCUGCCCCCAUACGAGGAGCUCCACGAACGCGACGAGGCGCGGUGGGCCAUGCACGAGCGGGAGCAGCAGUGUCUGUGCUCCACCCAGCGGCCCUUCAGUUUCCUGGAGCGUGAACGUCUCAAGAGGGAGCAGAGAGAGGAGCAGCUCCGUAACCUCCAGCAAAUCAGCCAGGAGAGAGUCCAACCAUUCAGGGCCAAGCCCGUGCCCAAGGCCGUGUAUGAGGCGGCUACGGGCGAGCAACUGAAGGAGGAGCAGCUGUACCGUGCCAUCAAGAUGCAGAUGAGGGCCCAGGAGCUGCUCCACAGCGCCUCCAUGCCACCCAGCAUGCUGGCACGCCACCUUAGCAAAAGGGAGCAUGCUAAGGAUGGAGCCCGGGGGGACACCGCUGGAUCCGAGGAUGACAACAGGGCCCCUUACAGGCCUAAGAUAAACCCGGUGGUGCCCGACUUCGACGCCAGCUACAGGAGGUUCAAGAAGCAGCUGGAGAGCCGGCGCGAUGUGAAGCCUUUGACGACGUGCGAGCCGUUCCAGCUCCGGACGUCACAGAUCCCCUCGCACCGCGAACGCAUCCUGGCCGAGAUCGAGAAGGAGCAGAUGAGUCCCCGGGCCAAGCGCUGGCCUUACGUCAGCACAGCUGGGCUCGUCCACUCACACAACUCUAGCCUCUGCUCCUCCCUCUCAGGCAGUCUGGAACAGCUGCCUGCCAAAGUCACCGAUGCCAGCAAAAAACGCCAAGAGGCUGUAAGAAAGGUGCUUGAGCAGAGAAAGAAGGCAGAGGAAGAAGAGGAGAGAUGGAGUGAGAGACAGAAGCAGAGAGAGAAGAAGCUUGCAAAGGUGGUCUCGAAGUGCGCCCAAGCCAAUGAUGCCCACGUGCCCCUCUCCCAGACCAACCAGUCCAAGCUCAAGCAGUUCAGAAAGCAGGACUUUCAGCGGAGGAAGGAGUACCAGGAGGAGAUGAGGGAAAUCCAGGAGAGAGUGAAGGGGAGGCCUCUGCUGUUGGAGCAGGUUGCACAGAUGAAUGCCAAACACGCUGCAGAGAAGCGCUACACAGACACCCUGCGAGGCUGUGGAGUGAGUGAGGACUUUGUCAGUGGCAAGGUGCCCAAGUCCCAGCAGCCAGGUGGCCAAGAAUCUGCAUGCUGGACCACCUCCUCCAGUGACCCAAAACAAAGUGAAAAGGACGAGACAGAUACACCGGCUAUUUACAACACGGUCUUCCAGGAUGAAUACCUAAACGAUUAUGAAGACAGCUUUGCUGACCAAAAACGGGAAGGAGAGCAGGAGGCUGAGAAAGAUGAAUUAAAGUCCAAAAAAGAAGAUGAGGAUGAAGGCCAUGACGAAGCAGGGCGGGGGAGGGCGGAUAUUGGGCGUUAUUCAGAUGAUGGCGAUUACUCAGAUGCCGAUGACCAUUACUCAGAUGCCAGUGAGCAUUACUUGCCCCUGGACGAUGAAAAGAAUAAAGGGAGUGACAUCCUCAAAAGGCCCGAGAGUACCCAGAGCAGCCCAAGCUAUAGAAGUGGCCAGCACAGCCGAAACAGUCCGAAUUCAGAGAGGGAUAGGGAAACACAGCAAUAGCGAAAAAGAAAAGUAAUGAGGGUGACUAAAAAGUCAAAGGAGUGCAUUUUCUGACAGGUAGGCAGGGCUACAUUGAGGCGAACGUCUACAACACUGACACACAGUGGUAGAGAUGCUUCUAUUAUAAAAAAGGAUAAAUGCAUGAUAGGUUAUCUGUAUACAUACAGUAAUAAUGGGAAAUUUUAUGUUUAUUACAUUAUUUUGUUGUGUGAGACAGACCAGAGUCAAUUGUAGUACUAGGCUAUGGUUAUAAAAAGGAUCACAUUGAACAGUUUAGGGUACUCUUUGUCUUGUGAUAUCCUACUUUGCAGGAAAUACAAUAGGUUGACCACUUACAUUUGGAUGCUUGUGAUACAUUUUCUUUCGACAAUUAUUUGUCUAAUGUUUUGUGACUAAAUAUAUGUAGCCUAACAUUUGCUAUAUAUUUCAGGAUCAUACUUUUUUUCAAUCGUUGCGUAUAUACAUCACAUUUGGGAACAUAAAGGUGUUAUGUAUUUCAUGUACAUUAUGGGAUAUUUAUAUUUCUGUACUAAACUCAGCAAAAAAAUAAACUUCCUAUCACUGUCAA
Messenger RNA from Oncorhynchus mykiss (rainbow trout), 2923 nucleotides. NCBI's taxonomy places the organism in Eukaryota, Metazoa, Chordata, Actinopteri, Salmoniformes, Salmonidae. The record is from RefSeq and is a predicted model, not a curated record.